UGCUUGGUUCUCCGCAAUGGGAUCCCUGCGAACUUUGCGUUGUGUCUCUGUGGUCUGGCGGCCCGGGCUGGGGUCUUGCGCACCGCGGAGGAAUGCAGGCUUCGGCACCGAGGCCCGGCGUCGGUCUCAACCUCACUGCUCCAGCAAGCGCAAGGACCUAGUCGAGGACCAGCCCUUCCCGGGGCUGCUGCGUACAGAGAACCUCGGCCUGGAGGAGCUGGCUCACGUCCUGAGGGCAGCUGUGGUGGAUCAGAAAGGACCUCUGGUGACACUGAACAAGCCACAGGGUCUGCCUGUGACAGGGAAACCAGGAGAGCUGACGUUGCUGUCUGUGCUGCCACAGCUGAGCCAGGCCCUGGGGAUCGAACACCAGGAGCUCCAGGUUGUGCGAGCAUCUGGGAAGGAGGCCUCUGGGCUUGUGCUCCUCUCCAGCUGUCCCCAGACAACAAGCCGCCUGCAGAAGUUUUUUACCCACUCAAGGAGAGCCCAGAGACCCACAGCCACCUACUGUGCCAUCACUGAUGGCAUCCCUGAGCCUUCUGAGGGGACAGUCCACAUGGCUCUGAAGCUGGAACGAAUGGAUGGCAUUGACCUUGCAGUCCCAGUGACGUCCCCAUCUCGAAAGGACAUCCAGGAAGGUGUCAAAAGGACCCUCAGCCGUUUCCACGUGAUGGCCACGGGGUGUGGCUGUGCCCUGGUCCAGCUACAGCCUCUGACAGUCUUCCCCAGGCAGCUGCAGGUGCACAUGGUUCUACAGCUCUGCCCGAUUCUUGGGGACCACACCUAUGCUGCUCGUGUAGGCACUGUUCUGGGCCAGCGUUUUCUGUGGCCAGCGGAGACCACCAAGCCCCAGAGACAGGUCCUGGAUGAAGCCCUGCUCAGACACCUCCAACUGAGUCCUUCCCAAGUGGCCCAGAUGCCUUUGCACCUGCACCUGCACCGCCUCCUCCUCCCAGGCACCGGUCCCAAGGACCCCCCUAGUGAACUUUUGGCACCCCUGCCCGCUUACUUCUCUCGGACCCUGCAGUGCCUUCAGCUCUCUCAACAGUAGACUGUGCCUGACCCCCAGUUGGAAAAAUAGGAAGACAGAGAGUUUGGUGCUAAGCACAGCCAAGGCCCUGGGCUCCUUGGUCCGACACACUAAGAUCAAAUCCCAGAGAGGCCACUUGAUUGCUGUGUGGCAUUGGGCAGGUGUCUUCUCUCUGGACUUAAAAUAAUAAAAGUUCUACCUCACGGUCUGGUUUACCAAAAAUGAGAAAGC
Messenger RNA from Arvicanthis niloticus (Nile rat), 1261 nucleotides. RefSeq names its product RNA pseudouridine synthase D3 (gene Rpusd3). Gene Ontology annotation, molecular function: pseudouridine synthase activity; RNA binding. The record is from RefSeq and is a predicted model, not a curated record. Gene Ontology annotation, biological process: pseudouridine synthesis. Lineage: Eukaryota; Metazoa; Chordata; Mammalia; Rodentia; Muridae.